CCUCAGGACUCUGCCGGCCACAGAUGGAGACAGCCAGGGGUUUGGGGGCCCUGCUUCUUCUGCUGUUGGUCUCCGGUAAGAGGCCCACCGAAAAACCCAGAAACGUCUGCCUGCUUACCGAGAGCUACGAGUACGACCACUUCCACUUGGAUGACAUCUCCACGUGCUUCGCCAAGUGCAGGGAGCCAAGGGACAACUGCAACGUGGGGAACGUGCAAAGAUACUGGCUUAACUUCGAGUUCUACCUGGUGGAUAAUUCUUUGGAGACAGUGGACAUGCCUUUAGUGAAGGCUUUGGUCCAGAACAUCAGCACCAACAUCUCAGAAGAUCUGCUGUUCUCUCUGGCACCCUCCCAGGUACCGAGGCAGGUGAUGAUGUUUGAGGACAAGUCCAGCGACAGAGUCCGACUUCCCAAGAGCCUGUUUGGAGCCCUGCCCGGCAGCGAGUCUGUAGUCCGGCUGGCCAUAACUGUUCUGGACAUUGGUGCAGGGAAUAUCUUCAAGGGCCCCCAGCUCUACCAGGACGAUGACAGCACUGUGUUGAACAACCGCAUGGUGGGCUUGCGUGCUGGCCGGAUGAAUGUCACUGGACUGUCAGAGCCUGUGGAGAUCACCUUCUUCCAUCAGCAUCAACCACCUAACAUGUUCCUCACCUGUGUAUUCUGGGAUGUGGCUAAAGGACGCUGGGCUUCCCAGGGCUGCUCCACCAAGGAGAUUGGAGGUUUAGAGACUGUCUGCCUCUGUGACCACCUGACUUUCUUCGCCCUGCUGCUGAGACCGAUCUUGGACCGGGCCACGGCACAGGCCCUCAUUUACAUCUCCCAGGCAGGCUGUGGAGUCUCCAUGAUCUUCCUAGCCUUCACCAUGGUUCUUUAUGUUGCUCUGAGGUUCUCCCUGCAGAGGUUCAAGUCGGAAGAUGUACCCAAGAUCCACAUGGCUCUGAGCAGCAGCCUGUUCCUCCUAAAUCUUACCUUCUUGAUCAACGUGGGGAGUGGCUCUCAGGGCUCCCUGGCUUCCUGCUGGGCCCGGGCUGCUGUCUUCCACUACUUCCUCCUCUGUGUCUUCACUUGGAUGGGUCUGGAAGCCUUCCACCUCUACCUGCUGGCUAUCAGGGUCUUCAACACCUACUUUGGGCACUACUUCCUAAAGCUGAGCUUAUUGGGCUGGGGCCUGCCUGCUCUUAUGGUUGUUGGUGCCGGGAGUAGCAACAGCUACGGCGUUUACACCAUCCGUGACCAGGAGAACCGCACCUCACUGGAGCUGUGCUGGUUCCAGAAAGAGCCUGCCCUUUAUGCCACUGUCCAUGGCUACUUUCUCAUCACCUUCCUCUUUGGCACUGUGACGCUGGCUCUCGUAGCCUGGAAGAUCUUCACAAUGCCCAGCGUUACAGCAGGCAAGGAGCAGGGGCAGACCUGGAAGGCGGUCCUCACUGUACUGGGCCUCUCGAGCCUGGUGGGUAUGACCUGGGGACUGGCUGUCCUCACACCCCUGGGCCUGUCUACCAUCUACAUCUUUGCCUUCUUCAACUCGCUACAAGGAGUCUUCAUCUUCUGCUGGUUCACCAUCCUCUACUUCCCGAGUCAGAGCCUCAAAGCCUCCUCCUCUGGCACUGCUCACCUGAACCAGGCCCCCUCCACUUCACAUGAGUAGGUGACUGGAUUCUGCCCUCAGCUCCAGUUCAUCGUGUGACCUUGGACAGCUCCCCACCAUCCUCUGGGCUCAGUUGCCUUCUCUGUACAUCAUGCCUGCUGAGGGAGAGGAUGGGGACCAGGCUGGACCAUGUGGUUUCAAAGGUCUCAUUCAGCUAUCACCACUGGUCCUAGAAGCCACAAACCCUUAGAGUUCCUCUAAGCCUGAGAGCCCCUGCCAGCCAUGUCACCUUUAUCCUUGCUGUGUAGACAGCUCUUCUCAGUCAUCAACCACCUUGUCUAACAAAAGCCUGAGCCAAAAACAGGAGACUUGUUGGUAUAGCCCUUUGAAUGAGCCCUGGCCUUUCUCCAUCCCCACUUGUCACUGCCCCUACAACUCCAUCUACUGUCUACCUGUCCCCCUGAAGGGCAUUCAGAAGGCUGUGGUCCCCUGCAUUCUGGGGAAGCUGAGGGCUCGAGAUUUAUUUUGGGGGUGUGAUGAUCUCCCACCUGCCUACUCUAGGUUUGUCUUUGCCACCCCAACAAGGCUCAUUCUCAUGGAAGUGACCCUACCACUGAGGGGAUGAGAUCCUUCUAAGUACCCAAUACACUGAAUUUCAGAGAAUGCCACUCAGAGUGUGUGCUCUCUGGAGCACUCCCUCUUGGCCCACCUGACUGCCAGGUGUAUGACCCCCUCUCUGAUCUGCGGUCAUCUUCGGGGCUGGCGGCACACCUGCCCCAUCCACAUCGGUGUGUGGGGUGGAGGAGUAAGAGGAGAAAAGGUAGUCCUUCCCACAGCCUCACCUACCAUUUCAACCCAGUCUGAGCUGGGUUCAACCCAGGCCUGGCCAUGUUAAGCCAAAUAGUUACCACAUAGAUUUCAAUAA
This is a messenger RNA of Nannospalax galili (Upper Galilee mountains blind mole rat), 2514 nucleotides long. It is a transcript of the gene Adgrg3, whose product is annotated as adhesion G protein-coupled receptor G3. Gene Ontology annotation, cellular component: membrane. The record is from RefSeq and is a predicted model, not a curated record. Gene Ontology annotation, molecular function: G protein-coupled receptor activity. NCBI's taxonomy places the organism in Eukaryota, Metazoa, Chordata, Mammalia, Rodentia, Spalacidae. The coding region runs from base 24 to 1649 and encodes 541 amino acids. Gene Ontology annotation, biological process: cell surface receptor signaling pathway; adenylate cyclase-activating G protein-coupled receptor signaling pathway. The transcript is spliced from 12 exons.